AUGGAAGAUGAUUGUAAACCACUACUCAGCUCAGUACGAGGUGGAGAAUACUACACAGACCAAACAGACUCAGUGGAUACCAAGCAAAGAAGGCCUUUUCAUGUGGAGCCAAGGAACAUUGUCGAGGAGGAUGCUCAGGAGAGGGUGUCUGCUGAAGCCUCUGUGCUGAGCAGCAGAGUGCACUACUAUAGCCGCCUCACAGGUUCAUCUGACAGGCUACUGGCUCCCCCAGACCAUGUGAUCCCCCCUCCUGAGGAAAUCUAUGUUUAUAGUCCAUUGGGAACUGCCUUUAAAGUGCAAAAAGGGGAUGGCAAGAACCCAAGCAUAGUCACUAUUUUUGCCAUAUGGAAUACAAUGAUGGGAACUUCUAUACUGAGCAUACCAUGGGGAAUAAAGCAGGCUGGCUUCACACUGGGGAUCAUCAUCCUAAUUUUUAUGGGUUUUUUGACACUCUACUGCUGUUAUAGAGUACUCAGGUCCCCCAAGUCCAUAGAGCGAAUUGAUACUUCAGAUUGGGAGUUUCCAGAUGUGUGUAGACAUUACUUUGGGGCAUUUGGACAGUGGUCAAGCCUGAUUUUUUCCAUGGUCUCAUUGAUUGGUGCAAUGGUGGUCUACUGGGUCCUCAUGUCCAACUUCCUGUUCAACACGGGCAAAUUUAUCUACAACUAUGUUCACAAUGUCAGCACAUCUGAUUCAGAGUAUGGCACAAACGGAACAGACCGAGUGAUCUGUCCAUAUCCAAACACUGACCCAGACAAUACCAGCAGCAUCAGCAUCAGUUUGUUCUAUGUGACCGAAAACAGCACAGACCAAGCAGUGUUUGAUCACUGGUGGAGUAAGACCAACACCAUCCCUUUCUACCUCAUUGUCCUGCUGCUGCCGCUGCUCAACUUCCGUUCUGCGUCUUUCUUCGCCAGGUUUACCUUUCUUGGCACUAUAUCUGUGGUCUACCUUAUCUUCUUGGUCACUCUGAAAGCGAUUCGAUUGGGUUUUCACCUUGAGUUCCACUGGUUUGAUUCCACUAAGUUGUUUCUUCCAGAAUUCAGGCUGCUGUUUCCCCAGCUGACAGGAGUUCUCACUUUGGCUUUCUUUAUUCAUAACUGUGUUAUCACUCUCAUGAAGAGCAACAGGAACCAGAACAACAAUGUACGGGACUUGUCUGUGGCUUACCUGCUUGUGGGAAUGACAUACCUGUAUGUAGGAGUACUGAUUUUUGCAGCCUUCCCAUCCCCACCGCUGUCAAAAGACUGCAUCGAACCAAACUUCUUGGAUAACUUCCCCAGCAAUGAUAUAUUAGUGUUUUUCGCCCGCUUGUGUCUGCUGUUCCAGAUGACCACAGUGUACCCUCUGUUGGGUUACCUUGUACGGGUUCAAAUUAUGGGACAGAUUUUUGGCAAGCAGUAUCCCAGUUUUUUUCAUGUCUUGGUUCUGAAUAUCACCAUUGUUGGGGCUGGUGUGCUCAUGGCCAAGUUCUAUCCUAACAUUGGCUCCAUCAUAAGGUAUUCUGGAGCAACAUGUGGCCUGGCGCUGGUGUUUGUUUUUCCCUCUGUCAUCCACAUGCUGUCUCUGAAGAGGCGGGGUGAAUUGCGAUGGCCGUCUAUGUUCUUCCAUAGCUUCCUCAUCGUGCUAGGAGUAGCCAACCUGCUGGGGCAGUUUUUCAUGUAGACUCCAGCUCUCUCUUCUAU
Messenger RNA from Chanos chanos (milkfish), 1685 nucleotides. RefSeq names its product solute carrier family 38 member 9 (gene slc38a9). Gene Ontology annotation, cellular component: lysosomal membrane. The transcript has 14 exons. Gene Ontology annotation, molecular function: L-amino acid transmembrane transporter activity. Gene Ontology annotation, biological process: amino acid transmembrane transport. The record is from RefSeq and is a predicted model, not a curated record. Lineage: Eukaryota; Metazoa; Chordata; Actinopteri; Gonorynchiformes; Chanidae. Bases 1 to 1665 code for a protein of 554 amino acids.